Paramormyrops kingsleyae is the source of this 2698-nucleotide messenger RNA. The record is from RefSeq and is a predicted model, not a curated record. NCBI's taxonomy places the organism in Eukaryota, Metazoa, Chordata, Actinopteri, Osteoglossiformes, Mormyridae.
AAACUCAAUAUAUACACAACGCUACCGAGUCCGCUAAGCUGUUCAUUACUGCGCUUUUCGUCAUGUCGUAAUAAUAUUAUUUAGUGGUUCACUGUCAACAAAUUCACAUUAUUAAUCGGCCUGCCGCAAGACUGACAUGUCUCGGUUUAAUAAGGGAAAGCGGGGCUCCUUGGCCGUGAGGCGCCCCAUCCUCCGCGACGAGGGCAGCAGGCAGAUGGAGAACCGGGCCGAGUGUGUGCGCCGGGCUUGGGAGCGCUGCGGGGACGCCUUCGCCGAUACGCCGGCAGUCAAGAAUGAUUUCUCCUCUCUGGAAAAGAAAAGUACAAGACAGGCAGUUCCUUAUGUGUCAAGUGUUGCUGAGUUCCACCAGUCGGAGGGACAGGAUGUGCACAUCGCUUGGAGCUCCAGUGAGAGCGACGUGUCAGACAGUGAAGCCAAACGUCCUGCUGCCAGUGGAGCCCUGGCCAGGGGGGGUCCAGGCCUGCAGGCCGUGCGGGACUCCUACAACGCAUAUCUCCGCAUGAUCACCACCAUCACCCAACCCCAGCAAGAAGAACAGCAGGAGAUUGAGUGGGAGAGUGACUGUACAGAUGAGAAGGGAGGCGACAGCGAGGUGGAAAUCUCAGACUGUGAGUCUGUGUCACAGCAUGGGGAUGAUUCUCCAAAAGGCUCUGUGGGGGCGGAUGUGGAUAUCUCGGACUGCUCCUCUGGUCCCGGGAGUCCGACGGCCACGACCCAGGCUGGCGAUUACCGGGGUCCGGCCCCCAGCGGAGGCGGUGAUGGCGCGAGGUCCGCCAGUCACUGGGCCAGAAAUCUGCAGGCACUCCUGAAGACGCCACAGAAGCAGGAAGAUAGGUCGUUCAGGACCCCAGAGGACUCUGCGAAAAAGAAAAGGACUUUUCUCAGGGGCGGCCUGGCGGAGAGGCUGAGCAAGCUGCAGCGCAGGCAGAGGUCGGCCGUCAGCUUCUGGAGGCACCAGACCCUCACCGAGAGCGGCAGCCCCGCAGAUGCCAAAGCUGGUGGCCUGGUCCUGGAGCUCCAGGCCGUGUGGGAGGAGUGUGGCCUGCAGCUGGCCCUGUGCCAGCCCCUGCAGCCCCAGCCCCCGCAGGAAGAGGGGCCUCGGGACCAGCUGCUGGUCCUGUUUGACAGGGACACGGCCGCCCACCUCCUGGCAGGCCCUGGGGACAGGGUCCACGUGCACGCCCCAUGGCAGAAGCUGACCAUUGAGGGCCAGAGCACCGCCGUCAUCCUUAACACGCACUUCAGCCUGAAGGCGCCGCGUGGGGGCGAGGUGGGCACGGUGGGCACAGCCCACGCUUGGCCCGCCGUGGCCGCCCGCUUCCCCUGCCCUCUGGCUCGCGCGUUCAGCCUGGCCCACGGGAGCCGGCUCCUCCGCUGCGAGGAGGCCGCCGGCUCGUCCUGCCGGCCCCCUGCACGGGACCCAGAGACCUGCGACUCCCUCCUGGACCUGAUGGAGGUUUGCGGCCGGGCCGGUCGCUUGGACCGCCAGGUGGAAGUUGUGGUGCAGAGGGUGUACUGCCUGCCUCUCCCCGAGCCCCGCCUCCGAGCAUCGCUUCCAUGCCUGGGCUCUGAGGCUGUGCCAUCUGCCCCCACCCUCAGCAGGUUGUGCCUCCUGGUGCAGGACGUUCACGGUGUUUUCUGUGAAGUCCAGCUGCACGCCGUGUCCCCGGAGGCGGACGACCUGCCACGCUGCACCCGGGAGUGGGAGGGCCAGCUGUGCAUGCUGAGAGGCGUGAAGACUGCACAGAGACUGACACGGGCAAGGUCCGCCUGGCUGUUCAGCUUGAUCGACAGCCUGUGGCCCCCGGCCGUAGCCCCCCGAGGGCCCGGAGCCAGCCAAGCCUGCUUGCAGGAACCGGCCAGGCUGCAGCCCCCCAACUUCUGCUACCUGCUAAAAGGCGGCUGUGGCCAGGGGACCGUGCAGGUACUGCGGGGGGGGGCCAGCCAUCAGCUGUACUUGCCAGCCGUGCCACGCAGCCUGAGCACCGUCCUGCAGGGUGUUUCAGGCCAGCGCUGCACCUUCACUGCCACCGUAGUAUAUCAUAGGCAGAAGAGUGCUGCUGAGGGCCCCUGCGAGUUCUGGCUUUUUGUCACAGACUCCAGCCUGCAAGACGGUGAGCUACAGAGAACCGUACCUGUGUACAUCAGCGGCUCCUGUUCACUUCUGCCAGAUGCGGCCCGAGCUCUGCAGACCCCAUCACCUGCCGCCUGCUGCCUGACCUUCAGGGAUGCCAUUAGGGAGCAUGGUGUCAUUGUUGGUGUGGAUGAGAAUACGGCCUAUUCCUGGCCUACCUGUAACCUGUGUGGCAGUGAGCAGUUGGAGGCAGAUCCUGCUGGACACAGCUCCGGGUUACUCUGCCGUCUCUGUGACGUGCUGGUGAAGGAGCCCGUGCUGAAGAUGCAGCUGGAGGUCUUCCUGAGCUGUCCAUCGCUGAGCCAGUGCACAGUAAAGAUGAAGUUGAUACAAGAAACCAUCCAGGCCAUCCUGAGCUGGGCGGAUUGCGGACACGAGGGCUACCAGGUGGAGGGUGUUCUUGGGGCGGAGGUGGGCCCCCUCUCCGCCUACGUCCGGGUGGUGAUGGGGCGCCCGGCAACCUGGAUUGGCCUGGAAGAAAUCAGCAUAUGCAGCGGAGUCUCACACGAGGGGGGAUUACAUUGUAAAAACAUGAAAGUAUGA